AUGGGCACAAUCUCUAUAAGAAAGUUCAUCCGCUGGCUCCCCGACGAACCCAGCGAGCCAACAACAACCCUCGUAAUCACAAGCCCAAGACUAAAACGUUUCGUCGAUCUACGAAUCCUCUUAUCAGACAAUGACUCAACCGACAAGUUACCCUUUUCCCGUCUGGAUUGGGCUAUAGCAGGUACAACAGUGUCAACUCGUAAACCCGACCCUUCAGGUGCUUUGACAUCUCACUCAACAUUUCACCAAUGGAUAUCCUCGCGUGAACUGGUAAACGACGCGGGUUUCAUGUAUCCGCAGCCUGGCGAGGAUCUCACACUUGAGAAGGGAAGUAUGGUGAAUCCAGACACGGGUGUUGAUACAGCGUAUGAGGAACUCUGGCAUGAUGCUACGCCUACUGCUAUACCGGGAGAAACAGAUGUAAGAGCGCUGGUUUUGCAAACUGAGGAUGAAGAGAAGGGUGUGAGAGGUUGUGUCGUCAGGCUGGGAAGGUACGCGCAGGGUUUGAUCAGAGUUGGUAAAAAGAUUGCGUUGGAGAGGUGGGAGUGGAUGGAGGGUGGAUGGAAGAGAACGGUUAGGAUGGGUGAUGAGGAAUUGCCUAUUGAGAAGAUCUUGGGUGAGGACACCUUGGAGGAGAAUGAUAGUGUUGAUGUUGGUGGAAGAACAUGGAAUGUCAUUGAAGCGAGCGGUAAACCCGUUACAAAGUAA
Molecule: messenger RNA, 708 nt
Organism: Fusarium poae
Lineage: Eukaryota; Fungi; Ascomycota; Sordariomycetes; Hypocreales; Nectriaceae
Exons: 2
Coding region: 1-708 (235 amino acids)
Source: RefSeq, a predicted model, not a curated record